AAAGGUUAUCUUCACGGAAACCCGAUUAGUUUUCCCUUGAAAAUCGCCGGGUAAAAUGCAGCACCCGAGGCUGAAGCAACAGGCCCUGAUGCAACAAGCUCUCCUCCAGAAACAGUCUCUCUAUCACCCUAGCUUUUUGGCACCUCCUCAGAUAGAGCCAAUCCCAAGUGGAAAUCUGCCUCCUGGUUUUGAUCCAUGUACUUGCCGCAGUGUGUAUGCGGGAAACGUCCAUUCACAAGUGACUGAACCUCUACUCCAAGAGGUUUUUGCAAGUACUGGUCCUGUUGAAGGUUGCAAGCUUAUUAGAAAGAAAAAGGUAUUUGCCCUCUUCUUCUUUUUUAACCAUUAUAAAGCUAAAAGUUUUGAGGGUUCUCUAAUCGUGCAAUGUCAUCAUAAGGGUUCAUCCACUACUUCGAUUGUAGAUCAGCUGCUCUUGGUAGCAGCUGCUAUAUUUUCUCUAAAUGGAAGGCAUUUAUUUGGACAGCCUAUCAAGGUUAAUUGGGCAUAUGCUAGUGGUCAGAGAGAGGAUACAUCAGGUCACUUUAAUAUUUUUGUUGGGGAUCUCAGUCCCGAGGUUACUGAUGCAAUGCUGUAUGCAUGGUUUUCUGUCUAUCAGAGUUGUUCAGAUGCGGGAGUUAUGUGGGAUCAGAAAACUGGGCGCUCAAGAGGAUUUGGGUUUGUUUCAUUCCGCAAUCAGCAGGAUGCACAAAGUGCAAUUAAUGACUUAAGUGGAAAGUGGCUUGGCACUCGGCAAAUCCGUUGUAACUGGGCAACAAAGGGUGUUAGUAGCAACGAUGACAAGCAAAGCUCUGAUGCUAAAAGUGUGAUUGAACUAACCAAUGGUUCAUCAGAGGAUGGUAAAGAGACCACCAAUGAGGCUCCCGAGAAUAAUCCUCAAUAUACUACUGUUUAUGUGGGCAAUCUUGCACCAGAGGUCACUCAACAUGAACUCCAUUGUCACUUCCAUGCUCUUGGUGCUGGGGUGAUUGAGGAGGUUUGGGUCCAGCGUGACAAAGGUUUUGGCUUUGUGAGAUACAGAACUCUUGCUGGGGCUGCUUUGGCUAUUCAGAUGGGGAACAUUCAGUCAUUUCUAUGUGGCAAGCAAAUUAAGUGCUCCUGGGGCAGCAAGCCUACACCACCGGGGACAAAUUCAAAUCCACUUCACCCACCUACAGCUGCACCUUCACUGGGCCUUUCAGCAAUUGACCUUUCAGCUUAUGAAAUGCAAUUGGCUAUGAGCAAAAUGGGUGGCGUUCAUGCCCUAAUGCACCCUCUCAAGCAGGCAGCAAUGGGAUUGGGUGCUGCCGGGGGAAGCCAAACCAUAUAUGAUGGUGGGUUCCAGAAUGUUGCUGUUGCUCAGCAGCUAUUGUACUAUCAGUAGUACCAAUAGAGUUCGUGUGAUAAUAUCCUUAAUUCCUGCAUUGGCAGGGAUUUGCUUGAGUUCUAAACAUAAGAUUUAGGAGGCUUUGGUUAUUUAGCAGUGAA
Messenger RNA from Hibiscus syriacus, 1485 nucleotides. Its product is annotated as oligouridylate-binding protein 1B-like. Gene Ontology annotation, cellular component: cytosol. The record is from RefSeq and is a predicted model, not a curated record. The coding region runs from base 56 to 1381 and encodes 441 amino acids. Lineage: Eukaryota; Viridiplantae; Streptophyta; Magnoliopsida; Malvales; Malvaceae. The transcript has 14 exons. Gene Ontology annotation, molecular function: mRNA binding.